AUGGACCCAUCGCCAGUAAAUUGGGAAGCUUUGGACGCCCUCGUCGUCGAUUUCGCUAAGGCGGAGCGAUUGAUCGACGACUCGCCGCCUCCGUCGUCGUCUUCCGCGUAUCGGUGGCGCCGCCUGAUAUCUCAGAUCAGGCGCUCCCUGGAGUCCGGCGACAUUGAUUCCGCCAUCGACCUCCUCCGGGCCAACGCCCCGGCCUUACUCGAAGAUCACCGCCUCCUGUUUCGUCUGCAGAAGCAGAAAUUUAUUGAGCUGUUGAGGAAAGGGACCGUUGAGGAUCGUGAUUCUGCCAUCAAGUGUGUGCGCUCGUCUCUCGCGCCGUGUGCGCUGGAUGCUUACCCAGAAGCGUACGAGGAAUUUAAGCAUGUUCUUCUUGCUCUCAUUUAUGACAAAGAUGAUCCGACAUCUCCAGUGGUAAAUGAGUGGUCCGAGAGGAAGAGGUUUGAGAUUGCAGGGCUGCUUUCGUCUGUCUUACGAGCUCAUUUCCUUGCAUAUGAUCCUAUGUUUUCAAUGACAUUGAGAUAUUUAAUAAGCAUACACAAGGGGUUUUGCCUUCAUCAGGGAGUCUCUUCGCCCAUAAGCGAUCUUACUGAAAGAUUGCUCCUCGAGGAGCGUGACCCCCCUGCAACAGCACAAGAGAGUUUGUUGGAAGCACCUCCAUUUGAUGAGGUGGACAUACAAGCACUUGCUCAUGCAGUGGAGCUGACUAGACAAGGGGCUGUAGAUAGCUUGAGAUUUGCCAAGGGUGAUUUGCACCAAGCAUUUCAGAAUGAAUUAUGCCGGAUGAGAUUAGACAUUUCUCUGCUUGAUGAGCUUGUUCACGAGUAUUGCAUUUAUAGGGGUAUUGUGGACUGUCGCCAUGUAAAUUCAUGCGAAGGAUCACUUGUUACAUCAGGAACUGAAAACAACACUGGUCGUGUGGAGCCACUCAGUAGCUUAUCUGAGAAUUGUCCGAUUGGUACUGACACUGAUAUGUCAACAGACAAUGUCCAUGCAGAUAGUUCUCAAAGUAACAUGGAAGUUCUAACCACACAACAUGGUGACAUGGAAGUGCGGUACCCUUGUGAGACAACCAGAUUGAAAGAAGAUUGUAGCACCAGUAGAACUCAUCAGCCUGAGGAUAGCAAAGUCGUGCUAGGAAACAGAAGUCGUGUAGCCGGGGAGAGAGGCAAACGUAAAAGAUGGAGGGGUAGAGAUGAGGAUCUAGAGUUUGGUUCUGAAUGUCUCAGUGAGAGUUGCAAACAUGAGCUUUGUACUAAUGUACCAGGCACAACAAGCUUUGAUUUUAAGAAGUCAUCCCUGAUGCAAGCUGUGAGCAGCAAUGCGGACAAGUUUGAGAUUGUCUUAGGCAUAAAGGAGUUAGCUAGCGAGGGAAUGGCAGCAGAGGUUAUUGAAGAAAUAAAUGCUCUCGAUCCUAAUUUUUUCACUGAAAACCCUACGCUGCUUUUCCAACUGAAGCAGGUCGAAUUUUUAAAGCUUGUCCGAGCCGGUGAUAAUUCUGGUGCAAUCCAGGUUGCGUCGUCUCAUUUGGGCCCUUUGGCUGCUAAAGACCCAGCUUUGCUUAAGCCAAUGAAAGAGACAUUGUUUGCUUUGCUCAGACCAACUGAAGAACCUUUUGGCAAACAUAGUUCCUUUGAUGUCCUUGCUACUUCACUCCAGGUUGCUGUUUGUAGGAGGCUAGGCAUAGAGGAACCCCAGCUGAUGAAAAUUAUUCGGGCCACCCUCAAUUCACAUAGUGAAUGGUUCAAGCUCCAAAUGUGCAAAGACCAGUUUGAGAGUCUCAUGUGGAUCCACUCUUUGAAAGAAAUCGGUGGCCCUUUGCUAGGAGAUGCUGCCGCCAAGUCCUGUAUCGACACUGGCACACAAGGAUCUUCGCCGGCUACAGUAUCUUCCAGCAACAUGAGGAUUCAGGAAGAUAACAGCAGCCCUAAUCAGACCACGUCAAGUGAUAUUGGAUGCGAGGAAAGUGCCAUCUUGAAAGUUAUGGAAUUUCUCGCCCUUCCUAGGGCUGAUGCUAUUCAUCUACUUGCACAGUACAAUGGGAAUGCAGAAACCGUGAUCCAGCAGAUAUUUGCUUAG
Molecule: messenger RNA, 2085 nt
Organism: Striga hermonthica
Lineage: Eukaryota; Viridiplantae; Streptophyta; Magnoliopsida; Lamiales; Orobanchaceae
Source: the annotation of a GenBank genome assembly